GGUCGCGACCUCUCUGAGAGGAGUCACAGGGGAGGGCGUCUCGGUCUCUGAUUUGACGCCUCCGUCGCUCGGAGAUGGGAUUAGUGUCCUUCGCUGGGAGAGUCUUCUUCGCCUCCGUCUUCCUCCUCGCGGCCUACCAGGAGUAAUGCCGCUCUUCCCUCCUCUCUUCGCUCCGUUUUUCUUCUGGACUCUCACCUCUUCUCCUCAGUCGCUCGUUUUCUUUAGAUCUGUUGUUUUCGUCACUGGAUCUCGUCUCAAUCGUGCAAUUCCUUGCCUCUCGGCUCCAAACUUGGGGGUUCUGUUUUGAUAUGUGGACUACGGUUUAAGAUCUCUUGCUUGUCGAAGGUUGGAUGCCCUGAAAUUGACGCGGACCGGUGCUGAAGGGCGGUGAUAUGCCCUGAAAUUGACACGCUACACCUGGUGUCACACGCCAGGUCAGAAUCCGUAAUAAGCUGUUGCUUGGCAUGUCUCGGAAAUCCCGAGAUGGCACCGCUCCCGAGAUACGAUAACUCAGAAUCCGUACCAAGGUAGGCGGUCGACCCGAGCCACGAGCGCCUUGACCAGGAAAUCGCCACACAGUGAGGGAGGUCGAGCUGUCACUUAUCUCAGGAAUGGAGAGACGCAGCUCGACGUUGACGGCGCUCGGACCAACAAACGCUGACCAACACCCCGUUACGAAUGCUCGACCCACCUGGGCGUCCAGCUCAGCCAACAGAGAACUCCCGACAUCGACCUGUGGACCUAGCCGUGCUGACCCAUCAGCCACGGCAUCUUUGUUCACCAACAGGUUUAGUGAAUUUGGAGUUGAUGGUGGACCAGCAGCAAAGUCUCUCCGGCCAAAGUACAACCUAUUCAUGAAACAUGUCUCUUCACAUCUUGGCAUUGUGGUGCCACAUGUUGAAAUGAAACAUGUUAUUGCAAGCACCAUAUUUCUGAAAGGUUUUGGUGGCCUCUUGUUCAUCUUCAGCAGCUCUUUUGGAGCAUAUCUUCUGCUUCUGUACCUAGCUUUCAUCACACCAGUUGUGUACGCCUUCUACAAUUAUGAUAUAGAGAAGCCAGAAUUUGUGCAGCUUUUCAGCAAAUUCGCUCAGAAUCUGGCACUUUUUGGCGCACUACUCUUCUUUCUUGGCAUGAAGAAUUCAAUCCCAAGACGGCAGCCUAAAAAGGUUCCCAAGUCAAAAAACAAAUUAAACUGAGAUGCUUGGUAGUGCAUACCGUGCAAGUUGGUGAAUCAGGUAAUGUUAACGAUUCGCACUUAAGGAUUCUGCAGCAUGUUCACCAUUCAUUGUCAAGAAGCAGAUUUUUUGGGGAAGCAUACAACCCUCACAAGAUGUGAAUUGCGGAUUAGGAUUGUGUUUCUAGUGUAUCACUUUUGUCAUUUUUCUUGGUUUAGAAGUCUGGACUGGAGUUGUCUGCUAGUUGAUAUUUACAAAUUCAUACAUUUAUGUACUUUUCGUGUCACUUAGCUGGCUGGAUGUUUUGCAAAUUUGAAUCGUUGUUAUGCAGCAAGCAUUGGCUAGCGGGUUAUCUCAA
Messenger RNA from Musa acuminata AAA Group (dessert banana), 1533 nucleotides. RefSeq lists its product as uncharacterized. The transcript is spliced from 6 exons. The record is from RefSeq and is a predicted model, not a curated record. Bases 612 to 1196 code for a protein of 194 amino acids. NCBI's taxonomy places the organism in Eukaryota, Viridiplantae, Streptophyta, Magnoliopsida, Zingiberales, Musaceae.